CCAUCAGCUCCCCCGCGCGCAGGUCUGCGGGGCGGGGCGGCCUGCCGAAAGGCCCACCCUGGGGCGUUCCUGAAGGGCGCCUCGGCCGCCCCCGCCGUUCCCCCAGAUGUAUUAUGCGGUUUCCCAGGCGCGCGUGAACGCGGCCCCCGCGACUAUGCUGCGGCCGCCGAGGCCGGGAGACGUGCCGGUCGGGGCCUCCUUGUACGAGUUGGUGGGCUACCGGCAGCCGCCCUCCUCGUCCUCCUCUUCUUCGUCCCCGACGGGGGCUGCGCUCCUCCCCAAGGCGGCGCGCGAGAAGCCGGAGGCGCCCGUCGACACGCCGGGCACGGGAGCCGGGACUGGGGCGCACGCGGGCGGCGGGCCCCGGGCCGAUGCCAAAGAGGAGCAGCAACAGCAGCUGCGGCGCAAGAUCAACAGCAGAGAGCGGAAGCGGAUGCACGACCUGAACCUGGCCAUGGACGCGCUGCGCGAGGUCAUCCUGCCCUACUCGGCGGCGCACUGCCAGGGCGCGCCGGGCCGCAAGCUCUCCAAGAUCGCCACGCUGCUGCUCGCCCGCAACUACAUCCUGCUGCUGGGGAGCUCGCUGCAGGAGCUGCGCCGCGCGCUCGGCGAGGGCGCAGGGCCCGCCGCGCCGCGCCUGCUCCUGGCUGGCCUGCCGCUGCUCGCCGCCGCGCCGGGCUCGGUGCUGCUGGCGCCCGGCGCCGUGGGGCCGCCCGACGCGCUGCGCCCGGCCAAGUACCUGUCUCUGGCGCUCGAGGAGCCGCCGUGCGGCCAGUUCGCGCUCCCCGGCGGCGGUCCGGGCGGCGGCGCGGGCGGCCCUGGCCUCUGCACCUGCGCCGUCUGCAAGUUCCCGCACCUGGUCCCGGCCGGCCUGGGCCUGGCCGCUGUGCCGGCGCAGUUCUCCAAGUGAGGGCCGGCUCGGGCGCCACCUCGGCCCGGCCUCCCGCCGCCCAAGCCGGGCAGAGCCAGGAGGGCACUGCGGACCUCCUCGCCCAGAGACAGGGACUGCUGGGCGUCCCCUUUCGCGCCCCCAUUCCGGGGAAAUUAAAGUGACCCGAGCGGAUGUUCGACAGAACGUCGGGGCACUUUGGGGUCUUGGGUGGCUUCCAGCUGCUUUGCGCUCACGUGCGCGCUCUCACCGUCUUCCCGCGCCCGUGUCUCCCGGUUCCUGGAGUCGUGCGUUUCUCAAGGGCGAUGCGGACUUUACGGCGCCGGGCUAGCCCGGGUGCGGCGGUGGGCCGACACCUGCAGAGCCAGGGAACCAAGGGGCUAUUCUCGGAGGGCGGGGGGCUGCAGGUAGACUUGGAGGUGUUUCCUUCUUCUCGGCCAGAGGUCACAGGCGCCCUUGUUCACCAGCAGCCAGUCCCGGUUAGAGGAGGCUGGCCGACCCCCAGGAAGCCGAGAAAGACCACGCCGUCAGUGCAGACGGCUUCGCGCAUAGCAGACGGACAGACAGACCCUCGGCGGCCAGACGGUUGGCAUCGCGGUGCCGCGGGAGGGCCGGUGACAAUUCCCGGGUCGAUGAGUGCGCUGGAUUGGAAAACCCGCUUUCAUACCCCGACUAUGAGAGUGCAGUUUUUUCAGAAUCGCAGAGCGGGUGUUUGGUCGCGAUGAUGCACUCUUAAAUCUGAAAUCUUCUGAGAAGGGCGGUUUGGACCUCGAGAUUCCUCCUUUUGUCUCCCCUUCCCGCAGGGGCAGCGUAGGCAACUUUUGAGCUUGCUUGAAAACAACCACCUUUCCUCCGCAGACCGGCUUCCGGGCGUACUAAAAGAAAAUAGGUAACAAUGCGUUUCGCGGUUGCCGGCUUGGCAGAAGGCACGAUCUCUAAUUAACGUUCUGCCUCGUUAAACACGGAGGGGGACCAGGGACCCUGCUGUGGUGGCCACGGCGGGGUGGCGUUUUCUGCGCGGUCCCUUCGCGUUCGGGGGGGUCUUGGACCAGCGCGUGGGCCAGGUCUUCUGGCCACUUCGGGAUGGAAAAACUACGUUGAUUUGUUACAGGCGUUAGCAAAUUACUUCAUCCAAGAUGACUUCAUGAUCUUUCAGCAGCUUGCUUUGGAUUUUAAGGUUUCGGGGUUGUUGAUAGUUGCCGAAUUUAACUGGCAUUGUAUUUUUUUUCCCCUCUAACUUUGUUUCCCUGCGCUGUGAAGAAUCAACAAAAUAAACAUGUAAGGGCCUUA
Messenger RNA from Cervus elaphus (red deer), 2179 nucleotides. It is a transcript of the gene OLIG1, whose product is annotated as oligodendrocyte transcription factor 1. Lineage: Eukaryota; Metazoa; Chordata; Mammalia; Artiodactyla; Cervidae. The coding region runs from base 107 to 910 and encodes 267 amino acids. The transcript has a single exon. Gene Ontology annotation, molecular function: protein dimerization activity. The record is from RefSeq and is a predicted model, not a curated record.